Bombyx mandarina (wild silkworm) is the source of this 1899-nucleotide messenger RNA. RefSeq names its product dietary and metabolic glutamate transporter. Gene Ontology annotation, cellular component: membrane. NCBI's taxonomy places the organism in Eukaryota, Metazoa, Arthropoda, Insecta, Lepidoptera, Bombycidae. The record is from RefSeq and is a predicted model, not a curated record. Gene Ontology annotation, biological process: transmembrane transport; monoatomic anion transport. Gene Ontology annotation, molecular function: transmembrane transporter activity.
GGAACAGCGAACCCGUCUAUCUGUGUCUGGGAAGUGCCUCGAUACGUUUCACGGAGAUAUUAUAAUAACCUUGAAUCUAUUAAUCCGGUAGUACUGUUUGAAUGAAAACAUCGUACCUGACGAUUGUAGUACAUUUUCCUGAAUAGUUCAUUAAGCGACUCGGACGUGUCACUGUGUCAAUCCGCAAAGGCUUUCAGUGCGAAUAUAACUGUUAAGUUGUUGUGAACGUUGUAAUGAGUGAUCGGUUUUUCUUUUAAAGGUAAUUCGACAAAAUGUUGACGGGAUGGAAGCUUGCGCUAUCGAAACUAUUCAUAAUCCCACAGCGCUAUGUGUUAGCGGUGAUGGGACUAUUGGCAAUAGCGAAUGCUUACACGAUGCGUGUAUGCCUCAACUUAGCUAUCACUCAGAUGGUGAAGAAAAACGUUGCAGUAGAAGGGGACGAGCAUUACGAUCCUAAUGCGUGUCCUGACUUAAAUAUUGUAGCAAACGCUACGAGUCCUGUUUUGGCAUAUUACAGAGCAGAUGAUGCGGUACUAUUCGAAUGGAGCGAAGCGACACAGGGAUUGAUUCUCGGUUCUUUUUAUUAUGGUUACGUACUAACACAUAUUCCUGGGGGAAUGUUAGCUGAACGAUUCGGAGGAAAAUGGGUUCUGGGAUUAGGUUUACUAUCGACAGCUAUCUGCACUUUUAUAACACCAAUUACAGUUAAAAUGGGAGGCGCUACUGCUCUUUUCAUUCUUCGAGUGUUAGAGGGUCUCGGUGAAGGUCCAACUAUGCCUGGUCUUAUGGCCAUGUUAUCGAAAUGGGCACCAAAAGCUGAACGUGCCAGAUUUGGUGCUAUUGUCUUCGGUGGUGCUCAAAUCGGUAAUAUUGCUGGGUCCUACUUAUCCGGUUUGAUUAUGCACGAAGGAAGUUGGGAAAAUGUUUUCUAUAUGUUCGGAGGACUUGGAUUCUUAUGGUUCUUGUUUUGGACUGUUUUGUGCUACAGUACACCAAACACACAUCCAUAUAUAUCGGACGAAGAAAAAAAGUUCCUAAACCAAAACGUAGAUGCGCUUAUUCACAGUAAGAAGCAGGCUUUAGACCCCAUCCCGUGGAAGGGUCUUCUGCGAUCUGUACCUUUGUGGGCUCUCAUUAUCGCUGGAAUUGGACACGACUGGGGAUACUUCACGAUGGUAACUGAUUUACCAAAAUACAUGACAGAUGUUCUGAAAUUUAAUAUUAAAUCUACUGGGAUUUUAUCAGCCCUUCCGUAUGUAGCGAUGUGGAUCGCUUCGUUCUUCUUCGGUUUGGUUUGUGACUUCUGUAUUAAAAGAGGUUACCACAGUAUUCAAAAUGCAAGAAAAAUUUACACUACCAUCGCUGCGACUGGUCCUGGUAUUUGUAUUAUUCUGGCCUCAUAUUCUGGUUGUGAUACCACACUGGCUGUGUUUUGGUUCGUGUUUGCAAUGACUCUCAUGGGUGCCUACUACAGUGGUAUGAAAAUCAAUCCACUUGAUAUUUCUCCCAACUAUGCUGGUACCACUACGGCUAUGGUCAACGGUAUUGCAGCAAUUUCCGGAAUCAUCUCACCAUAUUUGAUUGGGCUUUUAACUCCAGAAUCCACACUGAAACAAUGGCGUGUGGCGUUUUGGGUGUGUCUCGGCGUAUUAGUGGUGACAAAUGUAGUUUAUCUUAUGUUCGCGAAAGGUGAACAACUUUGGUGGGACGACGUCAGGAAACAUGGCUAUCCCGCGAAUUGGAAGCAUGGACCUUUGCCGUCGAGAACAGUUGACUCGGAGGAACAAAAAGAGAAAACAGACGAUAAGGACGUUAAAUAAAGCACGUGUCAGUGCUCUCUUGCGGCUGUGUUGUAUAUAAUCGUAAUUAAGUUAACAAUAAUAAUUGUAAUAAACUAUU